GAACUGAUCAGCUGAGACAUUUCUUCAUUGCUUCGACUACAAGGAUCACAGUAGACAGCUCCCAAGCUCCAGCUUCUGCAAGCAUGGGCAGGAAUGCUGAGCCUAAGCCUGCUCCAAAGGCUGUAGUCAAGAAGGAGAAGGCCAAUGUGGAUCAGAAAGGCCAAGCCAACUUUGGAAAUUCCUUGAAGAAGUCGAACUCAGAGGAAGCCCAACAAGCCUUGCAGCUCUACCAGCCCUUGCCUCGUUUCUCACAGCAGAAGAAGGAUUUGAUGCAAGCUUGGAAGGCUGACAAGACUUGCAAGUGGAUCAGCACUUGGAACAAGUCUUUGGAGACUGAAAAGAAAAAACUGUCAAUGAAAGAGCUGGUUUUGGAACCAGAUUCCAAGUGGCCGCCAUGCUCGAAAUGA
Cladocopium goreaui is the source of this 407-nucleotide messenger RNA. The record is from the annotation of a GenBank genome assembly. Lineage: Eukaryota; Dinophyceae; Suessiales; Symbiodiniaceae.